Phytophthora nicotianae INRA-310 is the source of this 1244-nucleotide messenger RNA. RefSeq lists its product as hypothetical. The record is from RefSeq and is a predicted model, not a curated record. The transcript is spliced from 3 exons. Lineage: Eukaryota; Oomycota; Peronosporomycetes; Peronosporales; Peronosporaceae. The coding region runs from base 33 to 881 and encodes 282 amino acids.
CCGUACAGCAAUAGCAAACUGACACCAGCACCAUGCUGCACCGACUUGGCCACCGCUCGGCAACCACUUCCGUCCAGCGGUCACUGCGGCGAUCUGCCAUGACGCAGUCGCACCGCCGCUCCUUCCACUUCAGCUCAUCGGCUGGCAAGCCCGCAGCUUCGGAUGCCCACAACCGCGUUGCCAGUGCUGCCUCUUUCUUCCUGGACGCCAAGGCUGCAUGCAAGGGCAAGCGCUGUGCGCUGGGCAAGGACAACAGCGGUAUUGGAGCCAACCCGGUCACGUGCGGAGAGGAUUCCUUCUUCCUCACACCCGACGUGGUGGGUGUGGCCGACGGUGUCGGCGGUUGGAACGAGAACGGCGUGGACCCUGGCAAGAUAUCGCGCUCGCUUAUGCGCAACGCGGCAUUAUUCGUGCGGCAGCAGGCAGCCAAUAGCGAGAACGUCACCGCGCAGCAGGUUCUGGCUCAUGGGUACAAUCAGGCGCUGCUUGAUGACGAGGUGGAGGCGGGUAGCACGACUGCGUGCAUUGUGAGAUUGAAACAGUCACCCGAGGGCAAGCCCGUUAUUGAGUACUCGAAUCUUGGAGACUCGGGCUUCGUGGUCAUCCGCAACGGCGAAAUUAUCUUCCGCAGUAAGUUCCAGUAUUACGGACGUGCUCCUUAUCAACUGGCUAAGAUCCCUCUGCGAUUUAAGCAGUAUGGUGCUAUUGAGAAUCACCCCGAUGAUGCGGACUCGGGUGAGAUUGACGUGCAAGACGGAGACUUCGUGGUGCUUGCCACCGAUGGCGUUUGGGACAACUUUGCCCCGGACCUUCAGAAAGCAUCUUCGCAUUUUCCGGUAGGCUAUUGUACAUCUAAUAUUCGACGUAGUGCUAACUACUGACAUUGUACUCUCGUUGAUUGCUUCUUCUAAAGCCGAUGCUAUCCUGGCGAAGGUAUUGGACGGGCGAGCUCGCCUCCUUCGUGGAUGUUAUCGCUGAGAACCCCGACAAGGCCGCAGAGAACAUCGUGCUGGCCUCGCUCCGACACAACCUAAAGCCCGAUGACAUCACAGUUGUCGUGGCGAAGGUAGUCGUGAUGGCAUCAAAACUGUAGUUGUACACAUAUUGCUGUCAAGUGAUCUCGACGCGUCUUCGCAUAGAUUAAACUUUACACUGAUAAUUCCAAGGUUUUAAACUUGUUUGACAAUUGUGAGAUUUUGGACGGUUAGUAGUUAUACAUGCAAUAACAGUGUCUUUUUAACUCG